Molecule: messenger RNA, 2387 nt
Organism: Solea solea (common sole)
Lineage: Eukaryota; Metazoa; Chordata; Actinopteri; Pleuronectiformes; Soleidae
Gene: fev
Product: FEV transcription factor, ETS family member
Exons: 3
Coding region: 630-1292 (220 amino acids)
Biological process (GO): cell differentiation; regulation of transcription by RNA polymerase II
Cellular component (GO): nucleus
Molecular function (GO): DNA-binding transcription factor activity, RNA polymerase II-specific; sequence-specific DNA binding
Source: RefSeq, a predicted model, not a curated record
GUCCCAUUCUUUUAAAAGAAAAUAAAUAGAAUUAGAGGAAUAAUACAUGAUUGGACAUCAGGAGCCAUGGUUUUAAAGUUACAACCUCAUUACCCCUCAUAUUGAGGCUGUAUAACCUUAAACCCACAAACAGAAGGUUGGGCUGGGAUGAAAUGUUCUUGUUUUCCCAUGUGCACUGAGGCGUGAUUUUCAAGGUAAAUGUUCUUUUUCCAACAUGGAAUAGGUCUUUGUUGUUUGCCAAGAGGUAAAGAGGCGGAAAAGUGAGGAGGAUCUGAACUGGUUUCCAUGUCAAACACUUCAAUUCACCAUAGAAACCCAGAUCUUAACGUGGAAACUUUAUUAAACUGUGAUGGUGGAUUGAUAAGGGCCGAAUUUCUAUCGGCCUCUUUUUAUUGUGGGCACCAGGCGGGCUGACAGAGGUAAAUUGCUCUUUUAAUUAAAGCAAUGCACCAGGGGAAAUUGCUGUCUGAAUAUUGUCUCAGAGAUGGGGGCCAGUGACAGUUGCCUGGAAACUUCAAUCUGUCCCCCGCAUUUAUUCCAGAUCACAGUUAUGAGAUAAACUUUAAUAAAAAUCGUUUCCUCCGCCGCCAACGAAAUGAAAUCCAACCCUUUCUGAACAAGGGAACACAAUGAGGCAGGACUGCGGAGGAAACCUCAUGUUCAGCAUGUAUCUCUCAGAUCCAACAGAAAAUCUGUUGAAAGAAAGCAAAGGGACAUCAUGGGGCCCUAUAAAUACAGGAGUACAAAAAGGCAGCGGACAGAUCCAGCUGUGGCAGUUCCUGCUCGAGCUGCUCUCUGACAGCUCCAACAUGUCGUGCAUCGCCUGGGAAGGAACCAACGGUGAGUUCAAGCUCAUCGACCCGGACGAGGUGGCCCGGCGCUGGGGGGAACGCAAGAGUAAACCCAACAUGAACUACGACAAGCUGAGCCGGGCGCUGCGCUACUACUACGACAAGAACAUCAUGACCAAAGUCCACGGCAAGAGAUACGCGUAUAAAUUCGAUUUCCACGGCUUGGCGCAGGUGUGCCAGCCGUCCACGACGGAACAGGCCAUCUAUAAGUUUCAGGGUAACUUCUCCCCGAUUCCGUUCCCCGGGAUUUCAAAACUGAACCUCAUGGCUCCCGGCGUGGGGCCGUCGGGUUUCUCCUACUGGCCCGGAUCCCCAACCACGGCUCUGUACCACAGCCACAACCUGCAGCCUCCGGGGGCCUUCGGCACCGUGUCCCCGUCCCACAUCAGCUGCGUCAACAACAUCAACAGCCUGAGCAACGUCAGCAGCCACUACAACUGACUAUUAACGCACUGUUUUAGGCGUGGAAUUGAAGCGCCGACGUGCGCCACGAACGAGAGGAUAGGUGACACACGCGGGUGGAGGAAGACCGAAGGGGAAAAUACGGUCCACACGCAAACCCACCCAAAUUUUCUUAUAAAUAAAUAAAUAACAUACAAAUAACGAAUUUUGCUCUUAAUGUAUAAUUGGCCCCUGAGGCUGAAACGACACACGUGUGUGUACUUAGAUAGUUUUAACCUGCGGGCCAAGCUUGGCCACCUAAUUUUAACUGGCAAUUAUUAUUAUUCUAAUCAUAAUAAUGCAGAUUAAGACUGGUUUACGUAAUCCCAGGGGCCGCUGUAUUACAAAUUACGCGCUCCGUGCGCUUCAUCAAUCGAUUAAAAUUGAAUCCACAGCUCAGAAUUGCGUAAAUUAAUAAAUAAUACGGGCAGUUUUUUUCCUCAAAUGAGCAAAUGACAGAUUAUUAUGUUUAACAGGGAUAGUAUUGGACACAACCAGUACGUUUUCACUGACCAUCCUUUGGUUCUCGUCACUUCGUUCUUCCAGAGUUCUGGUUUCUGUGUUUGCUCCAAUAACCAGCGAUUACUGGACUACAGGCGCCAUCUCGUGGUAGUUUGCACUCAAUGCCUACCAGACUUUCACAAACUAGAGACAGCAAUCAAGAGAGCGUAAACCUGCCAGUAUAUACUCUAAAAUAAUCAAAUCAUUACUUUCUUGGUUCCAACAUUCCCAGCAAACAUCACUCUCCUUUAUGAGUUAUUAUUGUUGUUCUCAGGCAAACGAAAAUCAUACAUCACCUUAAAAGAUGAGUUAACUUUGUCAUAAAAUAAAGCCAAUUCACUUGCAAUAAAAUAAUCAAAUCAAAUAAACUGUUUGAGAAAAUAGGUAGAGGUGAGAUGUGUGUGUCAUAUAGCUCUGACGUUCCAGAAAAUGUGAAUACUCUGUAAAUACUGUAGGGCACAUGAUAAGCUCAGGCUGUUGCUUGUUUUUUGUGUGUGAGUUUGGAGUGAAUUAUAUAGUGCAUUCACUCACAAGAGAUCAUAAACUGACUGUACCAAUGGAAAAAUUAAGUAAAUAAAAACAUUUAAAAAAAAA